AUGUCAUCAGUUAAAAAGCAGUUGAAGAAUCAACGUUCUUUUCGUGAACGCCUUCGUAGUUUAGAAGAUAAAGUAAAAAUGUAUGAAAAAGCAUACGUAGAUUCUCAGAACGAGAAUAAAUUGUUAAAAGAAGAGGUUGAAAUAUUGAAGAGACGCCUCUCUAGAUUUGAAAAAGAUUUUGCAUUUGACAGUUCUAAAGCGACUAGCGCAACAAUAUACGCGGCCCAAAACAUGCUCGAAGAAAGCCAAAUGAAUGAUAACCAAAUUCAUCACGAUGUUGAUGAUAGUAGUUCUAAUGAUGACAUUGUUAUAAAUGACGAAACAGUCAAGACAAAUUAG
This is a messenger RNA of Dentiscutata erythropus, 339 nucleotides long. The record is from the annotation of a GenBank genome assembly. NCBI's taxonomy places the organism in Eukaryota, Fungi, Glomeromycota, Glomeromycetes, Diversisporales, Gigasporaceae.